Chrysemys picta bellii (western painted turtle) is the source of this 3279-nucleotide messenger RNA. It is a transcript of the gene ATP2C2, whose product is annotated as ATPase secretory pathway Ca2+ transporting 2. Gene Ontology annotation, molecular function: P-type calcium transporter activity; ATP binding; ATP hydrolysis activity. The record is from RefSeq and is a predicted model, not a curated record. NCBI's taxonomy places the organism in Eukaryota, Metazoa, Chordata, Testudines, Emydidae. Gene Ontology annotation, biological process: manganese ion transport; intracellular calcium ion homeostasis; calcium ion transmembrane transport. Gene Ontology annotation, cellular component: plasma membrane; Golgi membrane; endoplasmic reticulum.
UGCAAGGGAAUUCGAGCCACAGCCAGGAACAGGUGUCAUUCAAGCAACAGCAGCAGUAGCAGAAUGAGGAGCGGCUGCUGCUGAGGCAAAGAGAAAGAUGGUAGAAAGACGCUUCUCCAAACUCUUCCAGAAAGGGUCACUUUUCCGCUUAGCCCAGAAAUACCAGUCAGUUGGGAAUGGGGAGCCAGAAGGGGAGAGAGAUGAAGAACAGGCGCUGACAGCAAUUGAACAAGAGAAAGAAGUGACCGCUCUGCCCCCCAAAGAAGCUUGCAAAUGCCAUAAAGAAGACUUGGCAAAAAGUUUACAUGUUGAUUUACAAACUGGACUCUCGGAAUUUUCUGUGCUACAACGCAGAAUAACACAUGGCUGGAAUGAGUUUAUAGUAGAUAAUACAGAACCAAUAUGGAAGAAAUAUCUAGACCAGUUUAAGAAUCCACUCAUUCUAUUGCUGCUGGCUUCUGCUUUAGUAAGUGUAAUUACUAAAGAAUAUGAGGAUGCUGUGAGUAUUGCAGUGGCAGUACUAAUUGUGGUUACAGUGGCCUUCAUUCAGGAGUAUCGCUCUGAAAAAUCUUUGGAAGAGCUCAACAAACUAGUCCCCCCAGAAUGCAACUGCAUAAGGGAAGGAAAACUGCAGCAUCUUCUCGCCCGAGACCUGGUCCCAGGAGACGUUGUGUGUCUUUCUAUUGGAGACAGGGUUCCUGCAGAUAUCAGACUGAUAGAGGUUACAGACCUGUUGGUGGACGAAUCCAGUUUUACUGGAGAAGCUGAGCCUUGCAGUAAGACAGAUGAUCCCUUACUGGAAGCUGGAGACCUAACAACGCUGAGUAAUGUUGUUUUCAUGGGAACACUGGUGCGAUAUGGGAAGGGAAAAGGGAUAGUUAUUGGAACUGGCGAAAACUCACAGUUUGGAGAGGUGUUUAAAUUGAUGCAAGCGGAAGAGACCCCUAAAACGCCUCUACAGAAAAGCAUGGAUAAACUGGGGAAACAACUUACCCUUUUCUCCUUUUGCAUCAUUGGUUUAAUAAUGCUGAUUGGCUGGUUGCAAGGAAAGCAUCUUCUCAGUAUGUUCACUAUUGGAGUGAGCCUGGCUGUGGCUGCCAUCCCAGAGGGGCUGCCCAUUGUGGUCACGGUGACACUGGUGCUGGGCGUUCUAAGGAUGGCCAAGAAAAGAGUGAUUGUGAAGAAGCUGCCCAUAGUAGAAACUCUAGGUUGCUGCAAUGUCAUCUGUUCAGAUAAGACAGGGACUUUGACAGCCAAUGAGAUGACAGUAACUCAGCUAGUAACCUCAGAUGGAUUCCAGGCAGAGGUGAGCGGGGUUGGAUACAGUGGGAAAGGAAGUGUAUGUCUGUUACCAUCAAAGGAAGUGAUUAAAGAAUUUUCCAAUGUCUCAGUAGGAAAGCUAGUGGAGGCUGGCUGUGUCGCUAAUAAUGCUAUUAUCAGAAAAAAUACUGUGAUGGGUCAGCCAACGGAGGGAGCCCUUAUUGUGCUGGCAAUGAAGAUGGAAUUAAGUGAUAUAAAAGAUAUUUAUAUAAGAAAGAAGGAAAUUCCAUUUAGCUCGGAGCAAAAGUGGAUGGCAGUAAAAUGCAUGCUGAAAAAUCAGGGGCAGGAAGAUAUUUAUUUUAUGAAGGGAGCCUUUGAAGAAGUUAUUCAGUAUUGUACCAUGUAUAAUAAUGGUGGCAUCCCACUGCCUCUCACGCCACAGCAGAAAGCCUCCUAUGUCCAGGAAGAGAGAAGAAUGGGAUCUCUAGGCCUGCGGGUACUUGCUCUGGCUUCAGGUCCAGAACUUGGCAGACUAACAUUUUUAGGGCUGGUUGGAAUAAUUGACCCACCAAGAGCUGGAGUUAAAGAAGCCGUUCAACUCCUCUUUGAGUCUGGUGUAUCUGUGAAGAUGAUAACUGGAGAUGCCUUGGAAACUGCCAUGGCUAUCGGACGGAGUAUUGGACUCAGUAAUGGGAAACUGAAAGCCAUGUCUGGGGAAGAACUGGACCAUGUGGCAGAGUCAGAGUUAUCGUCUGCAGUCAAAAAUGUUUCUGUUUUCUUCAGAACAAGUCCAAAGCACAAGCUAAAAAUCAUAAAGGCUUUGCAAGGCACCGGUGCCAUUGUGGGAAUGACAGGGGAUGGGGUCAAUGAUGCAGUGGCCCUAAAAUCUGCUGAUAUUGGGGUGGCAAUGGGACAAGCAGGCACAGAUGUCAGCAAGGAGGCUGCCAACAUGAUACUGGUGGACGAUGACUUCUCAACUAUAAUGAAUGCCAUAGAGGAGGGAAAGGGAAUAUUUUACAAUAUAAAAAAUUUUGUCCGGUUUCAGCUUAGCACGAGCAUUUCAGCAUUGAGCUUAAUCACUCUGUCGACCGUGUUCAAUUUACCAAAUCCACUCAACGCCAUGCAGAUCUUGUGGAUCAACAUUAUAAUGGAUGGACCCCCAGCUCAAAGCCUGGGAGUUGAACCAGUUGACAAAGAUGCCAUCAAACAACCCCCUCGAAAUAUUACGGAUACAAUUCUCAGCAGAGCGUUGAUCCUGAAAAUCUUUAUGUCUGCUAUAAUUAUCAUCAGUGGGACCCUCUUUGUCUUUUGGAAAGAGAUUCCUGAAAGUGGCACAACUCCCAGGACCACAACAAUGACUUUUACUUGUUUUGUGUUCUUUGACCUCUUCAAUGCCCUGACAUGUCGUUCUCAGACAAAGUUGAUCUUUGAGAUAGGCUUUUUCCGAAACCGCAUGUUCUUAUAUUCUGUGCUGGGGUCACUGUUGGGGCAGAUGGCUGUCAUUUACAUCCCGCCUUUACAAAAGAUCUUCCUAACAGAGAAUUUAGGCGCAUUAGAUCUGUUGUUUCUCACUGGCCUCUCGUCUUCGGUUUUUAUUGUGUCGGAGCUCAUCAAAGUGUGUGAAAAGCAUUGCUGCAGAACGAAGAAAGUGAAGAAUCUUCAUGAAGUAUAAUGGAUACAGACUUCUCUAAAGAAUGUUCUUUGAAUUAAAUGCCAUUUUGUAAUUCAAAUGCGUCCUCCUGUGACUGUGCAAAUCCUAGGUUGACAGCCCUUCCCAUAUCAGAUAAUAUUCCUGCCACUUUCUUGACCCAGGCUAUUUCAAGCGGUCCACCCUGGGGCGUAAACACUACCUCUGUUGCACAGAUUUAUAUAUACGUUGACCAGUCCGUUUGUGCUGGAGCUGUCACUCUGCGCGAUGUGGCUAUGCAUCUGUACAGAACGAUCUACUGCACACAGCUGAUGUUUGUUUAUUUAAAUCACAAGGAUUUUUGUUAAUAAAAUCUGGAUUUAAAAAGUUAA